Molecule: messenger RNA, 6444 nt
Organism: Pseudozyma hubeiensis SY62
Lineage: Eukaryota; Fungi; Basidiomycota; Ustilaginomycetes; Ustilaginales; Ustilaginaceae
Exons: 1
Coding region: 1-6444 (2147 amino acids)
Source: RefSeq, a predicted model, not a curated record
AUGGCUGACGGCACAUAUCAACUGAAGUCGCCCCGCUUCGACGUCGAUGAGGAGCCGGGCGACUCGCAUUCCUCCGGACAGCGAUGGGUCGGUGCCUUUGAACGAGUCCUUGGUGACCGCGAGAGUCUCGCCUCCGAACGAUCUUCUAGACCAUCGGCGAAGCAGGUGCCAUCCACCAAUCCUGUCAUCGGUGCACGCGACAAUCGAUCGCUGCCGAACCGUCUCUCUGCUCCCGAGGAUUCUGUCAGCGAACCAUCUCGUUCCACCGUUGCCUCUCGAGCCAAUAGCUCGCAUUCUAGCAGCCAGGGUUCUCCCUCCUUCCGAAGCACUGCGACGUCCGAAAUUCCGGCGAUCCAACAAGGAUCUGUCGUAAGCAAUAGCCCAAUUGACCAACCUCAGGCCUCGUCCAGCUCAGAGACUGGCUACAACGGCGGCGGCCUUACACGAUUCCGCACAAACUCGUCCAGCGGCAGCUUUUCCCUACCCCCUUCGUCUGUUACAUCCACCCAGAAUGCUUCCUCCAGCACCAGCUAUGGAGCUUCUCUGCAACCUCGCACCAAACAAGCUCCCACUUUCGCACACAUUGUUCCUCCGCAGCUACACGACACCGCAGAGCUCAGGGUGCACUCUCAGGGUCCAGCUAUCGUGUCGGUCAAUGUGCAAGACUGCCUUCGCUUCGAACGCAGCUACAUCAAUCACGCACCAUGCGUCCAUCACGUCAUGGUGACCAACCACAGUUCGGAUCGUAGCGCACUCGUCCGCCUCGAAUCGGAUCUGCGUCAAGGCCUCACCUUCAUGCGUCGCAAACGAUCGUCUCGAAACGAAUUCGAACCCAUCGCAUGGCCCUCGAACAGCUUUCAUUGGGCCAAGAACGGUGGUUUUAUAUCCGAGAACUUGAAGGGUUGGAGGCACGUCCUUGCGAAUCUCGAGAAUGCCGACUCGUUCAUUCUGGAUCCACAGCAGACUACCAAGGUCUACGUAGUCCUCCGACCCGCCGACUUCGUAGAUGAAGCCGAAGCAGAUCGUGCCAACAGUACCUGGCCGUACCCAUUGCCAACCUCGCCUCAGUCGCAAGCUGCAGCCAUCCAGUAUGGCGACUUGUUGGCCUCGCCCGCUCCUCCCUCGGGCCGCCUGGAUCACAGCACUUCGCCCGUGUCGACGCCUGCUGCCUUCGGCGACCAGCGGGACAGCUUCAGCGCCACAGCCUCGGAUCAGGACAGCGACGCAGCCGGCGCUGAAGAGCUCGGACUCACCUCGCCGCGUUCAGCGCCAGAAUUGCGGGGCUCACGCAUUCCCUCUCGCACGCACACAGCGCGUCCGUUCCAUUCUGCCUUUGGCCUUCGCGGUACGAUCACCGUCUCCAGCUGGACUCUAGCUGUCGCUGAGGGUGAAGGCGACAUUCAGCCGAGUACCCUGAUCCCGUCGUCCUCCUCGGCCUCGGCAUCGACUCCUUCGAAGCCGGCAAGUACCUACGACUCCCAGGCAGCAUCUACCUCGGCUGCCUCGUCGGCCAUUUCUGCGUCCAGGUCGCAGCCUGACGAUCGGGAAGUGCAAAAGAUCCGCAUUCCUGUCGCUGCGCAAUGUUGCAAGCCAUUGAUUGACGCUGCCAUCGCCACGCAAGCCCCGCUCGAUUUCCACGCCCCCACCCAGACGAGCCACGGCUCGGCCAUCUACCUCGACUUUGGCGACAUGAUCGUCGGCCAUUCGCAGUCGCAAACAUUGACGCUGCGCAACCUUUCCGAAAUCGAUUGCUUCUGUCAGGUCAAGCUCGAAGAGGCCGACAACAUGCUCCAGACGCCGCCCAUUAGCUUGACCGAAGCUGAGACCGACGAUGCGAUACCAUCCGUCUGGGCGGGAGAUCAAGAGUCACUAUCAUACGAUCCACUCGUUCUCGCCCGCCUCGAGUCCAAGCAGAUCAAGGUUUCGCUCAAGCCACAGGAGCCCUGUCGUGACUACGAGCAAAUCCUGACCGUCACUUCGUUGCACAAUUCGGCCAACAGCAUCCGCGUCGUCAUUCGAGCAAACAUGCUAGGCACCGCAAAGGACGACGCGCUGUCCGUGCUUUCUGGCGACUAUCUCGACUUUGGCGAUUGCUAUGGCGGUCACUGGACGAAACAGCUGCUGGUGCUCAAGAACAAUGCCGAUGUGCUGCUCGACGUAUCCUUCGGAGUGCAGAAGGGCUUCCAGGUCAUGUUCCAGUUGGCAGAGUUGGCACCGCAAGCCGAGGAAGACUCGCUGGAACAGGAGGAGCUUCCGCCUAGCGCUCACGUCAGCGAACUUUCGCUGUCAUCGGCAAGUACCGACGACCGAAGUUUGAUGUCGUCCGUGGGCGACAGCGGCAGCGGAGGUUUCGGAGCGGAUGGCGCAUCCAGUGGCUAUGAGUACUGUCGACAAUCAGACGCGGGAGGCGAGCACGGUGCCACCAAUUCCGAGCUUGCCAAGACGCCGACGCACCACGCUCACGUUCCGAAGGGAACAGCAGCACUGGAGCCGCCCGCCUUGGAGCUACCAGCCGCAGACGGCAGCGAUGCUUGCGAUUUGCUCCGAGGUCGUAGGGGGAGCGCUCAGACAGACGAAGACGGUGUCGAUGCUUCUUCGGUGGCAUCGCAAGCGGGGUCGCGAUCCAAUUCGCCGGUCCGUCCAGCUGCCAGCAUCCCGUCGCAGCUACCUGUGACUGCCCCGCUUGUGUCCUCGGCCGCGGAGUCUGCGCGUUCUGGUCAGGCGGAACAUCCCCACCUGAACCUGAUGGAUCGCGUCCACUCGGGUCGACCGCAAUCGCUCGCCUCAGCAACCAGCGACUACGAUCAGGCGAGCGUCUCGACCAACCCGCAAAGUCAGACUUCGUCCGGUUUCAGGUCUCGACCUGCUUCACGCGGACGCGCGACAGUCUCCGAACGCCACGAUGAUGCCGAUUCGGUGCGUUCAAUCCACACUGCACUAUCCCAAGAUAGCCGACCUGGACCGUACCCUGCUGGCUCGUCCCAUGCCGGUUCUUCCACGGCCUCUGGUCGGAAUCAGCACCGCAACACUGCUGGUGCAGCCCUCUCAGGAUUGCGCAAUGUCGAGCACGCGCAAACCAACCAGCUCGAAGAAUUGAUGCUACGUCCUGGUGGAGAAUACCGUGUCUUUGUGUCGUAUCGACCGGAGCGCGUCGCCUGGGACGCUGAAUUCAGAGGGGGCCGUCUCGUGGAAAAGACGUUCCGCAUCUCGCUCGACUAUUCGCGUGCCAAAUUGGCCAACAUGCGCAGCCGCGGCGGCCGCGAGAGGCGCACCAUAGUCUGUCACAGUCGCACUUGCACCUCUUUCAUCUCGAUCACGCCCAAGAUGAUUGAUCUAGGCGAGGUGCAGGUCGGCACACGCAAGUCGGCCAACAUCUCGGUCACCAACAGGUCCGAGCUGACGGCACGAGUGGAUCUGCGCUUUGUCUCCAAGGUGCUCAGCAUGUAUCGAGACGAGGUUGCCAUCCCGGCACUGCAGACGGUCGAGCUCAAAGUCGAAUCGUUCCCACGCAGGGUCAACGAGACCUAUCGGAAGCAGAUCACCGUCGCGAAUUUGCUCAACAGACAAGGCGAUCAAAUCUUCGAGGUUCGAUCUCGCAAUGUCGACAAGCAGCGCAUCAGCUUCCACUCGCUCUUCUACCGCAUCCUGACGCCCAGCGGUGCAAACUAUGUGGAUUUCGGUGACGUCGACAUCAACUCGACGCGCAUGCGCACCUUCACCAUCGAGAAUGUAUCGGACAAGAAGCUGUCGCUCGAGCUGAGCCCUGCUCAUCCCGAAGAUGUCACGCUCUACAUCAAAGCCCCGCACACCGACGCAGGUCUCGAGAGGAGCCCGAAAGUAGAGGCGAAAGCGGCAGUUUCCAAAUACAGCGAGACGCAGCUCAACGAUUCCCAGAAAUCGAGCGCGGAAGCAGCCGACGGUGCCAGUGUCAGUCGCGCCAACGGCAGCUCGUCAAAGUUGAAGUCGAGCAAACCUUCGAUGAAAGGCGCCGACCUGAAGGAGCGUUUCCUCGAAACUAUCUCGGUCGACUCGCCAACCACGGUGCGAACGGAGAAUGCGUCUUGGAGGCUAGCGCAGAAACACAGCCACUAUCGAAAGAAGGAGGACGGCAGCAUCGUCUCGACGCAACGCAAGGCAAACGCCUCGGGUAAGACCAAGCCUACCAUCAAUCUGGUCUCGGCGCUCAAGAAGGGUGGCAAGGGAAGGAUCACGGUGGGCUACGGCAAAGCGAUCACUUUCAAAGAUCGGACGCUGAUCAGCGAAUUCGAAUAUCUCGAUCUUGCCACUGGUCCGCCUGUCGAUGCCAAGCGGAUUCCCGCCAAGAGCAAGAAGUACGCGCUGCUUGAGAACAUCACCACCGGCGGCAAGCCGAAGUCUCUUGGUCAGACCACUGGCGCAAAGUAUGCUGCCGACGACGACACGGGCAAUGGUGGUGGUAGCAAGCCGAAGUCGGGCUCAAAGUCGAAGUCGACCCAGGCUGUCAAGGACAAAGGUGCAGAGUCACGAUCCGAGGCCGGAUCCCUAUCGCCCAAGGCUUCAGCUGCCAAAGCCGCCAUGACAUUGCGCCGUCUGCCGUCACCUCUGGCCAACGACAUUCUUGCACGCGAUGCAUCGCAACGCACCGCGGCCCCGAAAGAUGCGAACAGCACCAGCUCUGGAUUGGGCAGCAAGUCGCAACCUGCUUCAGCCAUCCGGCAGCAUGGCAAGAGUUCGAAAGAAGGCAAGACAGGCGAUGCAUCGGCUCGCGUUCACUUCUCGCCCGCACUGACUGGAAAGCGCAAAGCACCACCGGUAUUGUCGAAUCCCGUCGACGUGUCGCGGCUGCCGAUCGAAGACCUGCUUGCCGCCGUCGAAGCUCAGGCGAGCAUGCUCAGCACGUUUUUCCUCGGCAGCCUCGAGGCAGAAGAGCAGUUUGUGAGAGCAGAGAUCAACCUACGACGCGAGCUGCAGAGCUCCAUCGAUGCCGGCAAGCUGAUCCCGCUCGAGGUGCUCGAGGUGGCGCCGCGCUCGGAAGGGCAGGUGAUUGCGGUGUACCAUCCAAGCGGUAGCACACGGCCCCACAUCCAAGGCACCGCGCGAAAGCAAGACUCCCGCAUCUUUAUGCGACUGAUUGACUUUGACAUGGGCGUCGUCCGACAGUCCGAAGAGUUCUCCGGCAUGGCCGAGCUCGAGGCUGACGAGUUGCCGGUACGCGAUCUGAUGCUGCGUAGCAACACAUGCCGCAGCUUGCUCGAGCUCGGUCAGCCCCACAUCAACUUCGGUUACAUGGAGAAGGGCGAUGCCAAGACGCGCAAGAUUCUGAUCCAGAACCGCAGCGAGUGGGCGUUGCGCUACUGCAUCCGCAAAAGCGGCAGCAUCGCCAGUGGCGACAUCAAGCUUAGCAGCGGGCGGUACGGCGUGGUUCCUGGCUAUGGCAAGCGCGAAGUCGAGUUUGUCUUUUCGCCGUCCAUGUCGGGGCCCUUCCAAGAGAAGCUGGUAGUGGAGAACGUGGCGGAUCGCGACAACGACCAGACGGUGGUGCUGAAAGCCAAUGUGCGCAAGACGCCCAAUUUUGCGGUCGAUCCAGGUGCGAUCAACUUUGGCGCGUGCGCUCCGGGCAAGCUGUCGACCCCGGAGAGCUUUGUGUUGACCAACACGACGUCGAAGUCGCGCUCCUUUGUGAUUGCUAUCGACUCUCACGAUUUGCUGCGUCAACGCUGUCUGAUCGACGUUGGAUUGAGCACGGCGAGCGAUGACGAGGUGAGGGGUACGCUGUCGAAGGAGGAAGAGGAGGAGAUCGAGAAUCUCUCUCAGAAGCUCAAGAUCGCCAGCAGGAAGGGGAAUGCGGAUAAGGUGAAAAAGUACGAGGAACGCCUGACGGCUUUGGGAGUCAAGGUGCCUAGCCUUUCGUCUGAGAAUGCCGCCUCGGCAGAUGCAGGUGCGCCAGCGGAGGCGUUGGGUGAGAAUGCACCUGCGGACGGUACGCCAGGCGGUGGCGAGACGAGCAAGCAAGAUGGCGCGCCAACGGCAGCGGACGGUGUCGAGUCUGCAACAACAGGCGCACCUUCAGGCCGCGCCGGUACGAUCGGACUCGAGAAGCCCAAAGAACUCAAACGCAUCUCUUCGACCGUCACGUGCUCGCUCGGUCCUAACCAGAGCAAACGGCUCAUCCUCCGCGUCCGCCCUAGCGCCGUCCAGUCGGCCAUCCCCUCGAACACGUCCGAUCCAGCAGACCGUCGUACGCAGGACAAGUCUGGGAUGGAGGAGGUCUCUGUGCCCGUCAAAGUGCACGAGGUCAAGAACCAGGACGAGACCAAGACAAUGAUCCUCAUGGCUACGGUGGAAUUCGAUCUGCCCAAGUGUGGAGUAGUAGGAGGUAGUGGGUCGGGUGGAGCAACAGCGGGUUUGGGGAAGGAGCCGGAGCAGUUUCCGAGCGAUGCGGUGAUCUUCAGUUCGUCAGAGUGA